AUGAGGGCGAUGCGUGAGGCAAAGACAAGGGCAAAGUACAUGGAAAUUGGGGGAAGUCUUGGAAAUGUGAAUGGGGCUACAGGGGAGGCAGAGCUUGCACGUGGAAUACGUAAAUCGAAGAAAUGUGAGUGCAAUGCUAGGGUUUAUGGGAGUUUAAACGUUGAUGGGCUGUGGACUUUGAGAACCGUUGUGUUGGAGUAUACUCAUACUCUAUCUCCUAGUAUGGCAAAUUUGGUUAAAGAGUAUCGUAUGAAGAAGUUGACUUCAACGGUACGAAGGAGGUUGAUUAAAUUUUUUGAGGAAGGUCUCUUCGUAUCCCAAAUUCCUGGUUGUUUAGGCACUGAGAAUGCAAACUUACCAAGUGUUAAGGAUCUUCAGCAUGAAGUGUACAAGCAAAGGCGGCUGAAGAUGGCCGGUGGAGAUGCACGAGCCAUGAUGGACUACUUUGAUUACAUGCAAGCAGAUAAUCAGAAUUUUUACCAUGCAAAUAGGUUGGAUGAUGAUGGUCGGUUAAAAGAUGUCAUGUGGGUGGAUGCAAGGAGUCGUGUUGCUUAUGAAGACUUUGGAGACGUGGUUUGCUUCGAUGCCACAUACUUAACAAAUGAGUACGAGCUACCCUUUGCAAAUUUUGUCGGGGUCAAUCACCAUGGCCAGUCUAUUCUGUUAGGGUGUGCCCUCAUUUCCAGGGAAGAUUGUGAUACCUACAGAUGGAUCUUUGAACAAUGGGUAUCUUGUAUGGGUAAUAAAGCUCCAAAAUCCAUCCUCACCGAUCAAGCAGCUUCUAUGCGGAAGCCCUUAGCUGAAGUGAUGCCUAAUACACGCCAUCGAUGGUGUAUAUGGCAUAUUAUGCGGAAAUUUCCAGAGAAACUUGGCAAGUGUGCCUUGUACGAUGAUUUCAACAACCCUUUGAAGAAUAUAAUAUAUGACAGCUUCACUGUAGAAGAAUUUGAAACUCGAUGGUGUGAAGCAAUGAAGCUGUAUGGGUUGGAGGACAAUGAAUGGCUGCAAGAUUUAUUUAUUGAGAGGCACAUGUGGGUGCCGACUUACAUGAAAGAGUACUUUUGGGCAGGUAUGAAAACUACACAGAGGGUAGAGAGCAUUAACCGUUUUUUCGAUGGCUUUGUCACCCGUAAAACAAAACUGUUCGAGUUUCCUGAAAAAUAUAACAAAGCGAUGAAGAAGCGGGUUACGGAUGAGAAAGAUGCUGACGCAAGGGAUUCCAAGUACAUUAGACGACUUGUGAGUGGAUUCAAAGUGGAACAGUAUUUUAAAAAAAUAUAUACUGAUGCGAAGUUUCAAGAAAUUCAAAAAGAAUGUGCAAGGAUGUUAUAUGUUCAGAUCAAGGAGAAGAAAAUUAUCAGUGAAGUUGAAAUUCAGUACUUGGUUUUAGAUCGCGUUUGGGUUGUUCGAGAAGGUUCAAAUGAGGAAAUCAUCACUGAUUCCAGGAGGAAGUUUGAAAAGGAUGGGAUCCUUUGUAAACAUGUCAUUAGAGUCUGGGAUGAAAACUUGGUGACAGAAAUUCCAUCGGAAUUUGUUCUAAAUCGGUGGCGAAAGGAUGUGUUAAGGAAGCACACUCGCGUCAAAGUUUCUUACCAUGACCCUACUCAAACCAUGGAAUGUGUGCGAUACAACAAGCUAAUUCCAGACCUUGAGGCAUUGUGUGAUGAAGCAGCUGCCGUUGAUGACGAAACAGUUGAGGCAGUUAGACAAGCAGUGACGAAGAUCCGAGUAGAAGUUAGUGAGCGUCGUGCAAAACUCAUGAAUAGAAAUGGGCCUGGAUCAGAAAUAGGGUCAUCAAAUCCACCUCCACCGGAAGGCACUCCUAAGUCUGUACCCAAGAACUGUAACGUUGUUGAAUGGGGUAGUAAAGGUAUACCCAACACUUCUGAAAUCAAUGGAGGAAAAAGUUUAGGAAAUGCUAUCCUCAACCCAGUCACUCAAAAGAAGCCUAGAGGUCGGCUACAGGGGUCAAGGAACAAGACGUUGUCUGAAUUAGGAUACAAUGCAGCCAAAGGGAAAAACACUAAGAGAGCCCAGAAACAACCACAUUUAGGAUAUGUAGACGAAUCACUCCAACCAACUAAAAUGCCGGUGAAGAGGAGGAAACAACCGAACCCUUACACUGAGUUCUACGCUGCCACUCCUGCUGAUGAUGUUCCAUGUGAUGAUUUUGAGCUCAACAUGUCCACCCAGGAGUGGACCAGUGACCACCAAAUGCUCUUUCAUUAA
This is a messenger RNA of Chenopodium quinoa (quinoa), 2229 nucleotides long. Its product is annotated as protein FAR-RED IMPAIRED RESPONSE 1-like. Lineage: Eukaryota; Viridiplantae; Streptophyta; Magnoliopsida; Caryophyllales; Amaranthaceae. The record is from RefSeq and is a predicted model, not a curated record. Gene Ontology annotation, biological process: regulation of DNA-templated transcription. The coding region runs from base 1 to 2229 and encodes 742 amino acids. The transcript has 5 exons.